Salvia splendens (bonfire salvia) is the source of this 3429-nucleotide messenger RNA. Its product is annotated as cucumisin-like. Gene Ontology annotation, molecular function: serine-type endopeptidase activity. Lineage: Eukaryota; Viridiplantae; Streptophyta; Magnoliopsida; Lamiales; Lamiaceae. Bases 1440 to 3053 code for a protein of 537 amino acids. Gene Ontology annotation, biological process: proteolysis. The transcript has 4 exons. The record is from RefSeq and is a predicted model, not a curated record.
ACUGUUUUCACAUUGUUGUAAAUACACAUUAUUAUACAUAAAACUUUUGAAAGUAUUGAAUCUAUAUAUAAUAUACCUCUUGAACAAGAAAUUCUAUGAAUACGAUGAAAAUACAGGCUGCAAUGUGUCAAAACCAAGAUAUAGGAAGCCUCCUGCAUUGGAUUGCCAGUUAAGAUCAGAAACAACCACCAAAACCAUUCCUAUAUAAACCACAACUCUUCAGAAGAUAAAAACCAUCUCAACAAACCAACAGAGUCUAUUUGAGAUGGCGAAAACAGGGCUGUUUUCACUUCUCUAUCCUUUGUUACUUGCAGCCCUUGUGCUCAACUGCCACUGCCUAGAAAGAAAGGUAAGUAACUCCAAAUUUUACGAAUCUCUCUCCCUCUCGAUCUCAAUCUCAAUCUCAAUCUCGAUCGGAACCUAAGUGUUCUCUAUGCAGCUUCAUGUUGUCUACAUGGGAGAUAAACCUCAAGAAGGACUAUCAGUUGCUUCCAAGCAUCAUGGGAUGUUGCAUAGAGUACUUGGAAGGUUUGCUUCCAAACAUAAACAUGAAUAAUAAUUUUAUUGAAUCAAGAUUAUAGCUUCAUCUACCUUACUACUAGUACUUAGAUAUAUGAGAACUGAUCCUUGUUUGAAAUAUGGUUCAGUGCUUCGGCAGCCAAAGACUCCCUAGUCCAUAGCUAUGGAAGAAGUUUCAAUGGAUUUGCAGCAAAGCUCACUGCUGAGGAAGCUGCUAGAAUUUCAGGUGAGAUAAAUUUAUCUUGAAGCUACAAAACAACCAAAGAUAUUCAUUCAGACAGUAUAGGUUUUAAGUCAAUAGAUUCGUGCAGAAAUGGAAGGAGUGGUUUCAGUCAAUCCAAGCCGCAAGCACAAGCUUCACACUACGAGAUCUUGGGAUUUCUUGAAUCUCACCACAGACAAGCUCGGAGCAGCACCUGAAUCAGAUGUUGUCAUCGGCCUCCUCGACACUGGUAACUAACUUCACUGGUUGUUUCUAUUUCCUAUGAUAUACAAUUUUAUGUUAUUACAUCCUCUGAAUGGUGUCUUCUGUAGGAGUCUGGCCGGAGCAUCCGAGUUUCAACGAUUCCGGUUUCACUUCUCCACCAACUAAAUGGAAGGGAGCAUGCACAGGAGCGAAUUUCACUUGCAAUAAGUAAACAUUCUCUUCUUUAUCUAACAAUACAUAAGAUUGAUUGGCUGAUUCAAAAUUCUCUUGCCAUUCUGAGUGCAGUAAGAUCAUCGGAGCAAGAUUCUAUCACAGUGGCGACGAUUACUAUGAAGGAGAAGUCCCUUCACCAAGAGACACAGAAGGACAUGGAACACACACUGCAUCAACUGCUGCAGGGGUUGAGGUCGAUGCAAGCUACUUUGGUGUGGCAGCCGGGAAGGCACGAGGAGGUGUCCCGAAUUCACGGAUUGCAGUGUACAAAGUCUGCUGGAUGGAUGGGUGCGGUGAUGCAGACAUCCUUAAAGCCUUUGAUGAUGCAAUCGCAGAUGGAGUGGAUGUCAUCUCUGUUUCGUUGGGAGCAGGCUGGCCUCUCGAUUAUUUUGAUGACUGUAUCGCCAUUGGAUCCUUCCACGCCAUGAAGAAUGGAAUUCUCACAUCAAACUCCGCUGGAAAUUCUGGUCCUUUCCCUGUGUCAGUUUCGAACUAUUCUCCAUGGAGUCUCACAGUUGCUGCCAGCACCAUUGACAGAAAAUUAGUUGCCAGAAUGCAACUCGGAAAUGGCCAAAUCUUUACUGGAAUCAACAUCAAUACGUUUGAGCUCAAUGGGACUACUUACCCUCUGAUAUGGGGAGGAGAUGCUGCCAACUACACUGUCGGUGCCAAUCCAGAAAUUGCCGGCUGGUGCCUAACUGGAGCCAUGAAUGCUGAUAUAGUGUCUGGUAAAAUUGUGUACUGUGACACAAUCUGGGAUGGUUCUGGUGUUCUUCUAGCUAAUGGUGUUGGAAACAUCAUGUCUGAUGUAAACGUUGAAAACCUCGACGUUGCCUUCAGCUGGCCUCUGCCAACUGCACUCGUCAGCCCCUCAGAAGGGAAGAGUGUUCUUGAAUACAUCAGAAGCACAGAGAAUCCCAUUGCAACCAUUUUCUUCACUGAGGCAUGGAAAGACGCCAUGGCUCCCGAUGUUGUUUCGUUUUCUUCCAGAGGGCCGAGCCCCAUCUCUCCAGACAUUCUCAAGCCUGACAUCACAGCACCUGGUGUCGACAUUCUGGCUGGAUGGUCUCCUCUGUCACCAUCCUCAAUCUACUAUGGCGACACGAGAAGCACACUCUUCAACAUCAUUUCUGGCACAUCCAUGUCUUGCCCUCAUGCCAGUGGUGCUGCUGCCUACGUCAAAGCUGCUCACCCCAAAUGGUCGCCGGCUGCCAUUAAAUCAGCCCUCAUGACUACAGCUUAUGUCAUGGACCCGUCUAAAAGUGAGGAUCUUGAAUUCGCUUAUGGUUCGGGCCAGAUCAACCCAGCUGCUGCAGUCGAUCCUGGACUUGUAUUCGAUGCAUCAGAAGCAGACUACGUUAACUUCCUCUGCAAACAGGGAUACAACAGUUCCACUCUGAGGCUAGUGACAGGAGAUAACAGCACCUGCAACGGUAUAAAACCCGGAAGAGCAUGGGAUCUCAACUACCCCUCAUUUUCACUGUAUGUCGAAGAUGGCCAGCCGAUUGAUGCCACCUUCACCAGAAAAGUGACUAACGUUGGAGCAGCAAACUCAACCUACGUUGUUUUCACCAACCCAGGAGGAAUCUUUGGCGCUCCAGGGCCAUCACUAUUCAACGUUACAGUUGAGCCCACCACCCUAAAAUUCUCAGCAGUUGGAGAAACCCAAACUUUCACUGUUAAUGUGACUGGACCAGCCAUAUCACAGCAGCCAAUCACCUCAACUGCGAUCUAUUUGGCGGAAGCAAGCGGAACGCAUAUUGUCAGGGCCCCCCUCGCAGUCUACAACUAUAUCCCGGGUGCUCCUUACAAUCUUGAUGAUAGUUCGGUAUCUGCACGUUCUUCUGUGUACCAGAAAGUUGGGCGCGUCGCACAUCGCACACCACUCCCAUAGUUCUCUCAAGAAACCAUGGCAAUGAGAGGGCAGCACUAAGAUUAAGCUGCACAUUUUCUAAUUAAAUGCAUCAAUAAUGAUCUGUUGUUACCUGGCUGUGAGCCCUUGAAUGUAGCCAAACUGCACUCAAGGCCACCAGGGUGUUAGUUAGUGUUUUCAUCUUAUGGCUACAAUGUUUUUUUUUGUGUCAUGCAGUUACAAAUAUAGGAGUACUGUAUUAAAUAAGGCUGUUGCCAAAAUUCAAGAAACACAUGAAUUACUCUCUUCCCUGUCUGUUUGCACAUCCAAGCAUAAAUCCAUGCAUUAUUUGAAUAUUAUACAAUGAAUAAAUUCUACUCUUGAAACAGAGUAUCUGUUCAGUCAAUAGAUGUUUUAU